Meloidogyne enterolobii is the source of this 1587-nucleotide messenger RNA. The record is from the annotation of a GenBank genome assembly. NCBI's taxonomy places the organism in Eukaryota, Metazoa, Nematoda, Chromadorea, Rhabditida, Meloidogynidae.
AUGCGUAAUGAGCGGGAACGAGGAAAAUUAUUUUUAAUUGAUCUUGCCGGUUCUGAAAGAGCUGCACACACCCAAAAUCAAGGACAACGUUUAAAAGAAGGCGCAGCCAUUAACCGUUCUCUUUUAGCACUUGGCAACGUAAUUAAUGCUUUAAGUGCCGCUCAGAAUGGAAGGGGACGGGCUACUUUUGUUAAUUAUCGUGACUCUAAAUUAACAAGAUUGUUGAAGGACUCGUUGGCAGGUGGAGCUGAUGGGGCAAAGACUGUCCUUAUUGCUCAUGUUACUCCAUCAUCUGUUCAUUAUGAUGAAACUUUUAAUACUUUAACUUAUGCAACUCGCGCAUUAAGCAUCGACUUGAGGCAAUCACGCCCUCGACGUCCAGCAUCUGCUGAUCGUUCUUAUUCUGAUGCUCUAGCAACUCUCCGAGCUGAAGCACAAAAGGCCGGGAGACUGGAAUUAGGAGGAGGACAUAAUGCUUACAAUUCCACUGGACAUUUAGCCGAUGAUUAUGUACAAAGCCCCAAAAGGAGAGGAAAUGUCCCUAAUUAUGAUAAUAAUAGAAGAAGAAACACUUCCCCUCCCUCUAAUCUACCCCUAGUAAUCCCUCCACUGGCUCUACACAAUACUAAUGCUACAAACACAACAACAAACAAAAGAAACACAAAUACACAACAACAAGCUGUAAAACUUCCAAAAAUUGGGGGAACAUUGUUUGAUUCGUUGAGAGAGCAACAUUUGGCGAGUGCUGAGAGACAACAGAGAUUAAGGCAAAAAAAUAAACUUGUUUGUAAAAACACAGAAAAAUACAACUUGGAGAGAUUGUUGCGCGCAAAUACAGAAGCAUUCGAACUUGAAACACAAAAACAGGCACGUAUCUCAAUUCUCGAAGCUUAUGAAGGCCAAAAGGAUGAGAAUGAGGAGAGGGAAGAUAAUCAAAUAAUUAAUUCUGGGGAACGUUUACAAAAGGCUGUGGAAAAAAUGCGUACAGAAUUGGGGGAGAUUGAGCGUCGACAUUCAGUGUUAAUGGAGAAUCGGCACAAGUUGGAAGCGGCUCUGCGUAAAGGAGAACAGAACAUGCGUUCUAUUGAAACGAGAAUGAGAGCCCAAGCCAAAGAGCCACAACAGAUACAAGUAAUUGAAUUGCUUAGUGUUUUGGCUAAACAACAGGCAGAAAGAGCAGCAAUUCACUCUGAUUUUGCUAUUCAAAGUCGUCGACUACGACGACAGGAAAGUGCAUUUAAGCAGCUUAGACGUUACGAACGCGUUGCAGAUUUAUUAAUAGGUGUUGGAGGAGAGAAGGUUGAUGGAGACGAAGAACGUUCCCAACUCUUUCGAGAAUAUCGAAUAUUAAGAAGUCAAUUAAGCAAAUUACUCGAACAAAAUUCGAUUAAUAAUGGUAUACCCUCUUGGAAUGCUCAAAUACUUGAAAGAUUAAAUAAUGGGGAAAGAAAUAUAGUUAAUAAUACGAGUAAAACUGUUAAUAAUGGAAAGAGAAGAGAUAGUGAAUCACCCCCAACUAAGAGCAAUUUCGGUGAGACAUUUAUAGUAUCUAAACAAAACAAUAAUCAAAGAAGUGAUAUUGAAUAA